CAUUAUAAAUCCACAAACGCAUACGCGAGGUUGUUGUGUACAGUAUGGUGUCUGGUAAUAUCAAAAUCGAUGAUCCGUCACCUAAUGAGGAUCGAAAUGAAGGUGUCGAUCUAGAUCAGAUAUUGACUGACGAAAUUGGUCAGUUUGGCCGCUAUCAAGUGCUCACACUGUUACUAAUGGUUGCACCUGUAGUAUUUACGGCCUUUUCUAGCGGCGAAUACAUUUUCACGACAGCGAGGAUUCCUACAAGGUGUCGAAUUCCUCAAUGCGAUGGCGAGGUCCCAAAUCCUGAAUUCCGUCCUGAAUGGGUAUUGAAUGCUAUUCCUGGCAGCAGUAAGAGUUCCUUCGAAGGUUGUUCGAGAUAUGAAGACAGCAAUAAUCUCGCACCCUCUAAUGAGACUUGCCCUCCAUGGUGGUUCAACACCACCACAGUGGAUUGUGAUGAAUAUGUAUAUGAAAAUUCUCUCACCAUUGUUUACGAUUUUGACUUGGGAUGCAACGAAUGGCGUCGCUCGCUGGUUGGAUCCAUCAGUUCAUUCGGCAAACUAAUCGGAAUACCUCUUGCUGGAUUUAUCUCUGACGGAUGGGGUCGACGCAUGUCACUAGUUAUUAGUAUCAUUAAUAUCGCGUGGAUUGGUGUCUCGCGCUCAUUUGUCAAUAAAUAUGAGUGGUUUGUUGCUUUAGAAGUAUUGGAAGCUGCUACUGGCGCCGGCGCAUAUUCAGCAUGCUAUAUUUUAGUAAUGGAAUUAGUUGGACCUAAAUACAGAGUAGUAACCGGUGCUACGAUGUCGUCACUGUUUGCCUUAGGACAAGUGACUUUAGGUUUGACAGCGUGGGCUGUACAACAAUGGCGAUCCCUAUUAUUAGUACUAUAUCUACCCCAGUUCCUAAUAAUAAGUUACUAUUGGAUACUGCCAGAAUCUAUUCGAUGGUUGAUAAACAAGGGCCGUCACGAUGAAGCUGAAAUAAUUCUUGAAAAGGCAUCCACAAUAAAUAAGAGACAAUUAUCAGAAAAGUCUAUAAAAAUAUUACGAGCAACUGCAGGAACACAAAAUGAUAAAUACGAAACAAAAGAGCCUUGGCUACCGAUUCUGGUUAUAAGAUCUCGCGCAAUACUAUUGCGUUGUAUUGUGUUGCCGAUAUUGUGGAUCAUAAUGACAUUGAUAUACUACGGUCUAUCUAUUAAUUCCUUAAACCUGACGGGCAACCAGUACUUGAACUAUGUGUUUGUGACGGCAAUAGAAAUACCAGGGUAUUGGACAGCCAUCUUGCUGUUGGAUCGUAUAGGAAGAAAAUCAAUGUUGAUCUGUGGUUAUUGGUUAUGCUCUGCAUGCCAAUUCGCUGUUGUAUUCAUGCCUGAUGGUAUGGAAAAUCUCUCAUUGGUUGUUUACCUAAUUGGAAAGUACAGCAUUGCAAUAGUGAUGAGUUCAAUUUAUGUGUACACCGCAGAAUUGUUUCCCACAAAGUACAGACAUAGAUUGUUUGCCUUCCCAGCUACCGUUGGAAGAUUGGGUACUAUAAUUGCACCCCUUACGCCCUCUCUUGCUUCGGAAAUAUGGGAAUCGUUGCCGUCUGUGAUGUUUGGAAGCUUUGCUUUAUUGGCGGGUAUCCUAGUAUUUACUACACCAGAGACGCUGGGCACUAAACUACCUGAUACUAUGGAAGAAGCAGAACAAAUCGAAUCCAGGAAAAUACAAGCCUGAUUUUAAAAUUAUUUCCUUUCUAGAUAGGAUACUGUGAUAUACAAUUUCUUUUUUAUAUUGUAUGUUUACUUACUGAUUUUUUUGUCAACGUCAGAGACGCUUAAAUUACUAGUAAUUUAAACAUACUUAGAAUGUAUUUUUUAAUAUUGUUAAUUAUGUGAGAUGGAAAAAUAAAAGAACCCAAGAAUAAUGUACUUUUCAAUAGUUGUGUCAAUGGUUAUUUUUAUAUGACUGAAUA
Messenger RNA from Galleria mellonella (greater wax moth), 1941 nucleotides. RefSeq names its product organic cation transporter protein-like. The transcript is spliced from 6 exons. The coding region runs from base 45 to 1703 and encodes 552 amino acids. The record is from RefSeq and is a predicted model, not a curated record. NCBI's taxonomy places the organism in Eukaryota, Metazoa, Arthropoda, Insecta, Lepidoptera, Pyralidae. Gene Ontology annotation, molecular function: transmembrane transporter activity. Gene Ontology annotation, biological process: transmembrane transport. Gene Ontology annotation, cellular component: membrane.